Molecule: messenger RNA, 1519 nt
Organism: Nerophis lumbriciformis (worm pipefish)
Lineage: Eukaryota; Metazoa; Chordata; Actinopteri; Syngnathiformes; Syngnathidae
Gene: top6bl
Product: TOP6B like initiator of meiotic double strand breaks
Biological process (GO): meiotic DNA double-strand break formation
Source: RefSeq, a predicted model, not a curated record
UGUAACAAUAUCUUAUGAGCUAAUUAGUGCUCAGUCAAUCAUAGUUGUGGAACACAAGCAGCCACCAAGAUGCAGGAAGUCAUCAAACAGGUCCUGCGCUUGUUUCUACUUCUGGGAAAACAAAGUCAAAGUCAUGGCGGGAUUUUUGUUCUUCUUUGGACGGAAUCUGGAGCAGCAAACUGCACUGUGGCAGCUGCUGGUCCCAAGUGGAAAGGCGUGGGAAUGGAGGCACUCCAAAGUGUCCUCACAGAUUUGGAGUUUUUGUCUUCGGGACCUUUUGCUGAUCCUGACCCAGAAGAACUUUGUGCUUUCACUGAGCUGCACGGCUCCCUGAGACUACUGCUGUCCUUUCAGGUCAAAGAUGCAAGAUUCUUCACUCCUGACUGGCUCUCUGGAAUCCAAGCUUUCCUGCACACAUUUAGUCAGGCCAACGCACAGACCACAGUGCACCUGACAUGCAGAGUCCCUCAGCUGACCAUGCAGCAGCAAUUUAGAGCGACCUUUACAAGGAAAGUGAAAGUGGGAGAGCAGCUGUCGCUGACCUUGGACGUCACCUGCAGUUCACCUAUGAACAAGCAGGUGAAGGAGGUAUGGUGUCAUGGCGGCCACCCCGUCCUGGGCAGCAUGUUGCAGCUCAGCAUUCCUUCUGACGUCAUGGACCACGGCCUGUGUGGCCAGCUCAGCAUGCGUGUUGUGACUCUGCUCAGUCCUUGUCUGCUGCAGUACACCAACCUGCAGGCCACACUCACACAUCUUCAAGUGUUGGCGUACAGCCCGGCCAAUCUUCCCAUCACAUUGCCAGUAUCCUUCCUCCAGAACCUUCCGGCUGGUCUGGACUGCCAGGACGUGGGCCUCAGCAGCCCCUCCUACACAGGUCCCUCACAUCACGGCGGUGUGGUGUACACUGUGGAGCAGGAAUCAGGCCAGGAACCGCAGAAAAAGUUCCAUCCCGUGGAACAGAAACUGUCCAUCUUCCUCUUCCUGCAGCACAGCGACCCUUUUGCCUCAACGAUUUCUGACUUCAUGGUCACCGAGGUGUUGAUGGAGCGCCACCUGCACCACAUUGUGAGCAACAACAGCAGGGAGCUCACCGCAGUGCUGCAGGAAGAGCUGACCAACACUCUGAAGGCUCAACAUGGCAGAGAGCAGGACCAAGAGAAGAUGCUCACAGCCACUGAGGUCCUGCUCAGCUCCACCAUCAGCAUCGUCACCUGCAGCACCAACCAGGACUUCAGGAAGGACUGUAUGAGUCGCAUGCAGGUGUGUGACACUCAGCAGCUGUGGGCGUCUCUGCGUGAAGCCCUGCUGAGGGUGACAUCAUGGAGGUGUGUGCCGAGGAGCAGGUGCUACUCUGCUGCUCAGGUGGAAGAGCACCUGGAAAGUGAGGAGACCACCGGAAGAGACAUGUGAUCAUUAUUAGACAAUCAAUCUUCACUUCAACACAUAACACAUGGGAUGCAUUUCCAAGUCAUGGUUCAUAACUUACACUUUCAUUUUCAUUUCAUCACUCAAUAUUAAA